CCUGGACCCCGCCAACUCUACAACAACAACAACGAGAUAUUCGAGGAUCAGUACUGCGCGCAGUCCAGUUGAAAACUAUCGCAUCUAUCCUUAAGCAAUGUCUUCCGACGAGAUCGUUUGGCAGGUUAUCAAUCAGCAGUUCUGUUCAUUUAAGCUCAAGUUUGUUCCCUCAGAUCACGCCGAGUUUGCAGAGCUGACAUUAUUUGCAUAGAACCACGAAGGAGAAGAAUUUCUGUCGCAAUGAAUACAAUGUCACUGGUCUCUGUAAUCGACAGUCCUGCCCUCUCGCAAAUUCUCGGUAUGCUACCGUUCGCGCAAAUCCCGACACUGGUACCCUCUACCUCUACAUGAAAACUAUCGAGCGCGCGCACAUGCCAUCAAAGCUGUGGGAACGAAUAAAGCUGUCGCAAAACUAUGCCAAGGCGCUGCAACAAGUCGACGAGCGAUUGAUCUACUGGCCCAACUUCCUCAUCCACAAAUGCAAGCAGAGACUUACGAGAUUGACUCAAGUUGGAAUCCGGAUGCGACGAAUUGCUAAGGAAGAUGAGAGGCUCGGCGAAAAGUUGGUUCCUCGGCUGGCGCCAAAGGUGAGAAGGCGUGAGGAGACUCGUGAGAGAAAGGCAGAGGCAGCAGCCAAGGUUGAAAGGGCAAUUGAGAGAGAGCUGAUCGAGAGAUUAAGAAGUGGGGCUUAUGGCGACCAGCCACUGAAUGUCAGCGAGGCGAUCUGGAAAAAGGUACUCAAAGGCUUAGAGAGAGGUGGCGAAGGUACUCGGGACGAGGAUUUGGACGAAGGGAUUGAGGAGGAUGAAUUCGAGAAUGAAGAGGAGUACGAGGAAGAAGAGGGUGUUGGGGAAGUGGAAUACGUCAGUGACCUAGGCGAAGAAGAAGAAGAUCUGGGAGACUUAGAGGAUUGGCUUGGAAGUGAGGAGGACGCUGCUACUGACGAGGGCGACGAGGAUGAUGAUAGCGACAGCAGCGAGGACGAUACUGCUGCUGGCGCGAAGCGGAAGAAGGCCCCCGUGUCCAAAGCCAAACCCAAGAAGCUGGCACGGAUGGAAAUUGAGUAUGAAGAGGAGAUGGAGGAAAGGCCUAGACAACUGGUACGACACUAAUUGCAUUUCUGUACGAAGCUAUUACAUGGGGGUUUUGGCUGUGGGAUAUUGGGCCAGACAGACCAAACCCGGCGUUGGGUGUCAAAUGGGCAUAUAAGUCGCUACUUGCAAUAAUUAGUCUUGCUA
Molecule: messenger RNA, 1238 nt
Organism: Hymenoscyphus albidus
Lineage: Eukaryota; Fungi; Ascomycota; Leotiomycetes; Helotiales; Helotiaceae
Source: the annotation of a GenBank genome assembly